This is a messenger RNA of Argentina anserina (silverweed cinquefoil), 1013 nucleotides long. Its product is annotated as BURP domain-containing protein BNM2A-like. Lineage: Eukaryota; Viridiplantae; Streptophyta; Magnoliopsida; Rosales; Rosaceae. The record is from RefSeq and is a predicted model, not a curated record. The coding region runs from base 63 to 929 and encodes 288 amino acids. The transcript has 2 exons.
UUCCUUCCUGGCCAAUCAACCGUACAAGAACAGAAACUCUCAUCGAGCAAACUGGAGAGGAAAUGAGAACGGGUCAAUCAUCAUUUGUCUCUUGGAGCUGGCUCAUCUUACAUGCUCUACUUGUUUUACUGGUUACAGAAGGAAAUAGUGACAGGAAGAUCACUAUCGAAAACAGGGAUGAAGAACAUCUACUCCUACCAACCCAUGAUCACGAUCACCUAUCAUUAUCUUCAAACAGGAAUCAGAUGGACCCUUCCCUAAAUGUUUUCUUCAACCCAGUAGAUCUCAGGCUUGGAAAGACUAUGCCCAUAUAUUUUUCCAAAAGAGACCCUUCUGUAUCUCCCAAGUUACUUCCUAAACAAGAAGCUGAUUCCAUACCUUUCUCGACCUCAAACCUUCCAUAUCUUCUUGAAUUCUUCUCAUUCCCUCCGGACUCCCCUCAAGCUAAAGCCAUUGAAUACACACUGACGCAGUGUGACCUUGAACCCAUCAAAGGAGAAUCCAAGUUCUGUGCCACCUCCCUCGAAUCCAUGGUUGAAUUUGCUACUGCCCUAUUUGGAUCAGGCACCCAACUUAAAGUCCUGACCACCUCCCCGCUCUCAAACUCAGCCACCCUUCUACAAAACUACAUCGUUUUGGAAACACCUAAUGAGAUCCUUGCUCCAAGAAUGAUAGCUUGCCACACCAUGCCUUACCCUUACGCAGUUUUCUACUGCCAUAGCCAAGAAAGCCAGAACAAGCUGUAUCAGGUUUUGCUGGGCGGUGAGAAUGGAGAGAGGAUUCAUGCUGCUGCUGUAUGCCAUAUGGAUACUUCUCAAUGGGAUAGAAGCCACGUUUCCUUUCAAGUGCUUGGGUCUGAGCCUGGAACCUCUCCUGUUUGCCAUUUCUUUCCUUCAGAUAAUCUAGUCUGGGUGCCAUUGCCAGCUUAAAUAUCAGUUUACUUGGAGAUGUGUGAAUUUUACUGAUGUAUGGUGCCGUGGAAUGUUGAAUACUCAGAUAUUGAAAUCAGGGAA